Messenger RNA from Nematolebias whitei (Rio pearlfish), 4211 nucleotides. RefSeq names its product kinase insert domain receptor (a type III receptor tyrosine kinase) (gene kdr). Bases 155 to 4162 code for a protein of 1335 amino acids. NCBI's taxonomy places the organism in Eukaryota, Metazoa, Chordata, Actinopteri, Cyprinodontiformes, Rivulidae. The record is from RefSeq and is a predicted model, not a curated record. Gene Ontology annotation, biological process: vascular endothelial growth factor receptor signaling pathway; multicellular organism development; cell migration. Gene Ontology annotation, cellular component: signaling receptor complex; membrane. The transcript is spliced from 30 exons. Gene Ontology annotation, molecular function: vascular endothelial growth factor receptor activity; ATP binding; growth factor binding.
CUCAUCGCGCUGACCAACACCAACCUGCCAGCUUCCAUGACUCUCAGAGUUUUUGUCAGAUCGGAUAUGAACCCUUGAAGGAAUAUCAGAGCGCAAGUUUUUUCUCCAUCCGUGAAACCUUAAGGACUCUGAUGAAGACUUCAUCUUCUGUCGGAUGAUGGCAGCCUCCGUAAUUCCGCUGCUCGGGAUUAUUCUGAAAAUCAUUUGUGUUGCUGCCAUUGAACUGAGGUUCACGCCUGAUCCACCAACACUCAACAUCUACGGCACCCAUCGGAUGAACAAAUCUGACAACCUGGAACUGACAUGCAGAGGUCGGCAGUACCUGAAGUGGGACACCCCACCGACAAGCACUCGCUUCUCUACCAGUGACUGCAGCGGAUCGGGACUUUUCUGCACAACGCUGACAAUCAUCAACGCAACUGUCAACGAAACUGGACAAUAUCAGUGUUUCUACAGAGACCUGAGAAUUGAAGACGGCAAGACUGCAGCAGCAGUUUACGUGUUCGUCCAUGAUUACAAGAUGCCGUUUGUGCCGUCUGAGAAGGAGUUUGAGGUGGUCUUCAUUCGUGAAGGAGAGAGGGUGGUGAUUCCCUGCCGAGGCUCGUUGGAAAAUCUCAACGUUACACUUAACACUAAGUACCCAAUCAAGGAGCUGCAUCCUGAUGGCAAGGACUCAGUGUGGGACGCCAAGAAGGGCUUCACUAUACCCACUCAUCUGAUCAGCUACGCCGGUGUGGUGUCCUGCCAGACUCGUAUUGGAAACGAGACCUUUAAGUCUCCUCUGUACAUCGUGGCUGUUGUCGGAUACAAGAUUUAUGACCUCACCCUGACCCCUGUUCAACAAAAGCUGUCUGUGGGGGAGCGGCUGGUGCUCAGCUGCGCUGCUCACACCGAGCUCAACGUGGGCAUCGAAUUCAACUGGACGCACUCUGGAGGGGUCCAGAACUCGGAGGAUGGUUUGAGGCUGUCCCACACAGUAUCACAAAAAAAGAAGCUGUGGAACUCUCUGGAGCUGUCCAACACGCUGAUAGUGGAGAACGUGACAAUGGACCACGCUGGAAAGUUCACCUGUACUGCUUCCAGUGGCCAGAUGGAGAAAUUUGCCUAUUCACAUCUAAAAGUUUAUGAAAAGCCUUUCAUUGAGAUUAAAGAACCAUGGACAAAAGUGUGGGAAGUAAAUGUGGGGGAAGAAAAUGUGGGAGAGCAAACAUCGACGCAGAUCCCCAUCAUAUACUCAGCCUAUCCAGAACCCAGUUUUAAAUGGUUGAAAAAUGGCCACGAGCUGAAGGACGACUACAGACUAAAGCAGAAAAGUGAUGCUCUGGUUAUCCGUGGAGUCACCGAGACGGAUGCAGGGAACUACACGGUGGUCCUGAUCAAUAAGAUCACCAAGGAGGAACAGAGUCGCUCCUUUCAGCUGCUGGUCAACAUGCCUCCUCGUAUUAUCGAGAAGGAAGUGGCUGCAGACACAGAUGUGUACGAAUACGGCAAGAGCCCCACUUUGAGGUGCACGGCCCGUGGGUUCCCCAUCCCUGAGCACAUCCAGUGGCAGUGGCUGUCCAAGGAAGACUGUCCCGAGGCCUUUACGUCAGGAUUUCCAAAGUCUGAGAUCCAGCUGGAUAAAUGCUCCGGCUGGAAAAACAUAACGAGCAGCAGCGGUCACAACCAUGUUGAAAUCACCAAUCUCGUUGAUAGAACUCAAAAGAAAUUUACAAGUUCCUUGAAGAUUCAGAAAGCUGAGGCUCACGCCCUCUACAGAUGCACAACUGCCAACAAAAUAGGAGCGGAUUCACGAAUCAUCGUUUUCAGUGUGACACGCAACAUCGAGGUGAAUAUGUCUCCGUCCGAUAAGCCCAUGGAGGGGGACAACGUGGUUCUGCGCUGCAAGGCAGACAAGCUGAUCUACAGCAACCUUACUUGGCUUGCUGUUACCAACAUGUCUGAGUUGGUUGAGUCGGCGCAGCCUUGUCACUCGCUGACUCAGCGCUCCAGGCCCAUGUUGCAAGCCGUCCAAUCAACACUACAGGGCACCAACAUCACCCUGGAGCUGACCCUGCCCAACGCUUCCCGUCAGGAUGAGGGCCUUUACGCCUGCCAGGUGGUGAACAUCAAGACGGCCACGAGAACCUGCAUCCUGCGCCGGCUGACUCUCAAAGACCUUGAAGCUGCGAGGAUUCGUAAUAAUUUCACUGACCAAAAAGUCAACAUGAGUUCGACCAUCACUCUCCACUGUGAUGCUGUUGGAACACCAAACCCAACAGUGAUGUGGACCAAAAACAACCUAACAGUGGAGGAGGGAUCAGGUGUGAUUCUGAACCAACACAACCUGACUAUUCAGCGUGUGAAGAAGGAGGACAGUGGUCUGUACACCUGCACUGCAUGUAACAGCCUCGGCUGUGACGCCUCACAGGCCUACCUGACUGUUGCUGGUGCAGAGGAAAAGACCAACGCAGAGCUGAUUGUUCCCAUCGGUUCUGUGGUCAUUGCUAUGUUCUUCUGGCUGCUGAUUGUCUUUGUUAUCCGUGGAAGAAAGAGACCAAAUGGAGGGGAUCUGAAGACAGGAUAUCUAUCCAUGAUCCUGGACUCCGAGGACAUGCCCAUGGAUGAGCAGUGUGAGAGGCUCACGUACGAUGUCAGCAAAUGGGAAUUCCCUCGGGACAGGCUGAAGCUCGGUGACCCACUGGGACGAGGGGCAUUUGGUCAGGUGGUAGAGGCGGCUGCAUUUGGGAUUGAGAAAGCUACCACCUGCACAACUGUUGCAGUGAAAAUGCUGAAGGAGGGAGCCACUUCCAGCGAGUAUCGUGCCUUGAUGUCAGAGCUAAAAAUACUCAUUCACAUUGGCCAUCAUCUAAAUGUUGUCAACCUGCUUGGAGCCUGCACCAAACCGGGGGGGCCGCUGAUGGUGAUUGUUGAGUACUGUAAACAUGGAAACCUAUCCAGCUACUUAAAGAGCAAACGUGGAGAGUACAGCCCCUAUAAGAGAAAGCGGGUGAACAGCCAGAGGUGGACAUCUGCUGAGGACGAUGUGACUGGAGGGGAUCUAGGUUUGGAAAAGGUUGCUCAGCUGGACAUCUGCACAGGAACAGCUGAAGACAGAACUUCAGGCACCACUACAGACUCUCCUGAAGAGAGUUCAGUUGAUGAUCAUCUGACCAUGGAGGAUCUGAUAAGAUACAGCUUCCAGGUUGCCAAAGGAAUGGAGUUUCUGUCCUCUCGCAAGUGUAUCCACAGAGAUCUAGCAGCCAGAAACAUACUCCUCUCAGAGAACAACGUGGUGAAGAUUUGUGACUUUGGUCUCGCUAGAGAUGUUUACAAAGAUCCUGACUAUGUCCGCAAGGGAGAUGCUCGCCUCCCUCUGAAAUGGAUGGCUCCUGAAACUAUUUUUGACCGAGUUUACACCACACAAAGUGACGUUUGGUCUUUUGGGGUUCUUCUUUGGGAGAUCUUUUCCUUGGGGGCAUCACCCUACCCAGGAGUUUGCAUUGAUGAGUCAUUUUGCAGGAGGCUCAAAGAAGGCACAAGGAUGAGACCUCCAGAAUACGCCACCACUGAAAUAUACCAGACCAUGUUGGACUGCUGGAUGGCGUGUCCUACAGACAGACCCAUAUUUGCAGAACUGGUCGAACAUCUGGGAAAUCUUCUGCAGGCCAGCGCCCAACAGGAUGGGAAGGAUUACAUUCCACUGACAGCCAUUGAAGCAGAAAAAUGUUCAUUGUCCAUGGACCUUAGCUGCCCGUACAACCAGCCUCAAAGUGGGACAAUCCUAGAAACUCACUACGACAGCCCAUCGUCUCUUGGACUGUCCCAGCAGAGUGAGAGAUGCAAUCAACCCCUCAGCCUGAAGACCUUUGAAGACAUCCCUGUGGCGCAGAGCAGUGUCAUGGAGGGUCACACAGACAGCGGGCUGGGUUUAAAUCAACAGCUACCCACCACUCCCAACUUCAGCCAACUGCUGCGAUCCAAGAGCAAAGAGUCAGUGGCCUCAGAGUCAUCCAAUCAGACGAGUGGAUAUCAUUCAGGGUACCAUUCCGAUGACACAGACACCCCAAUCUACGCUAAUGAGGAGGUGAUCAUGAAGUACAACAUGCUGAAGAAACCUCGGUUGCCCAAGACACCUGAAAAUUUCAACACAGAGAUCCGCUACAGCACUCCACCUGUCUGACCGCUCGUGUCCCCACUGACUUUACCCAGAGUCCCCUCACUGUACAGUA